CACACCGCAACAAAGAGUAGCCCCCGCUUGCUGCAACUAGAGAAAAGCCCGCGUGCAGCAACGAAGACCCAACACAAACAAAAAUAAAUAAAAACAAAAACAUUAGGUGUGUACUCAGUCUCUAUUAGGUACUGGCAGUACUUCUAGGUACCCAACCUUUAGAUGUCCUGAUUAUCAUUUCAAACUCAGUGUGUCCGAAACUUAACUCUUUGCCUUCUACCUCAUAUUCAUUCCUCUUCCUGCAUCCCUGUGUGCAAGUGAGUAUACCAAGAAUACAGCUCUGGAUCAUCAAGUCCCUACUAUGUGCCAUUAUUUUUUUCUUUUCUUUCUUUAUUUUUGGCUACGUUGGGUCUUUGUUGCUGUGCGCGGGCUUUCUCUAGUUGCGGCGAGCGGGGGCUGCUCUUUGUUGUGGUGUGCGGGCUUCUCGUUGCGGUGGCUUCUCUUGUUGAGGAGCACGGGCUGCAGGUGUGCCGGCUUCAGUAGUUGUAGCAUGUGGGCUCAGUAGUUGUGGCUUGUGGGCUCUAGAGCACAGGCUCAGUAGUUGUGGCGCAUGGGCUUAGUUGCUUCUUGGCAUGUGGGAUCUUCCCGGACCAGGGCUCAAACCCCUGCUCCCUGCAGUGGCAGGCGGAUUCUUAACCACUGUGCCACCAGGGAAGCCCGAUGUGCCAUUAUUUUUUGAACAACCAAAAUUCCUUAAUCCUUUUCAGACAUUUCCAAAGUGUGGUUCCAGUGCAUCACUCUUGAUUUAUCUCCUGACACUGUCACUCACACACUGUCUGUCUCAGUCAGGAAAACCUCUUAUGAAUCCCCAUAUUGGUUCCAUGUUUCCCCAGUUUCCUUAAAAAUUUUCCUUUUCUGCUUUUAUACUUCUUUAUUACUUAUCUUUCAAGACCUAGUUUUAUACGGUAAUUCUGGAGCCUUCUGGCUACUUCACUUCAAGGAGUGAGGGUUCUUUGAAUUCACAUGGCAUUUUAAUUUUAUCUCUUCUACUGACAGAAUUACUAGUUUACAUGUCUUUUCCUCACCCCUUGCUCUUUACCUAAUGUGCAUCGUGCACUCUGAAUUUAUUGAAUGAAGUAACUUGUGCUAUUGUAGCCUAAAGUCAGAGCAAAGAACUAGAGUGAAGGGUAGGAUUUGGAUAGCAGAGAGGUGCAGAUGGAAAUGAGUGGGUAAUGGAGUUAUGUGCACCAGGCACAGAUUGCUGAUUUUUAAAGAACCGGGAUGUAAAUAAUUAUUAAAAAAAGAAUUUAAAAUUUAUUUGAUUACUAGAAUGGUACUUUACAGUCUUGUAGUGCUUUUCAAGACCCAUUAUGAAGGGACUUCCCUGAUGGUGCAGUGGUUGAGCAUCCGCCUGUCAAUUCAGGGGACAUGCGUUCGAUCCCUAGUCCGGGAAGAUCCCACAUGCCACAGAGCAACUAAGCCCGUGCGCUACAACUACUGAAACCCACGCGCCUAGAGCCCGUGAUCUGCAACAAGAGUAGCCACCGCAAUGAGAAGCCCGGGCACCACAACGAGGAGUAGUCCCCACUCGCCACAACUAAAGAAAGCCCGCACAUAGCAACAAAGACCCAAUGCAGCAAAAAAUAAAUAAAAUUAAAAAAAGAAAAGACCCAUUCCGAAAAUUAUUGUCAACACGAAAAGAGAGCCGUUUGGUUCAUUUUAGUUUUCUGCUUGUUGGCUUGUUGGGAUUCUGCUUUUUGGGCUUUCCAAGCAUUUUUUCCCCCUGCCUCAUGGUUGUAGUAUUCCCUGAAGUAAACAAGAUCCCCUUUGAAAGGGAUCUUGAUUUAGUGGGAAGAGCACUGUAUUUGGAUGAGGAGACAAGCUCAAGUACCAAGAUCAGGCCUGCCAAAUUCACAGGAUUGUUUUGAAGAUCAAAUGAGGUAAAAUCUUGUGAAGGUGCUUUAAGAACCCUAACACUAUACAAAUGUGAGGAAUGGUUAUUAAUCCCUGAUGUUUACAGAGCUAGAGGGUGUAGGCCUUGGAAGAACCCUUAGUGAGCAUCUAGUCUAUGGGAAAGGCAGUGUGGUAUAGUGGAAAGAACAGUUUUUGAUAUUACACUGACUCAGGUUAGAAAUCUAGCCAGGCAUUUUGCUACCUUUUGCCUUGAGCAAGAUAUUUGAGCCUCUGUUUUUAUCUAACGUAUGGGGAUCAUAGCAUCUACCACCCAGGGUUGUUGUGAGGAUUAAAUAAAAUAAUGUAUAUAAACUGUAUAGUACAUAGUAGGUGCUUAAUAAAUAUCAAAGUCCCUUCCCUUGAUGAGCAGUGUUGGUGUUCCCCUCUCAGAUUGGGGGUCCCUUCCUCUUCUCUUAAGCAUAACUUCUUGCAUCGAUAUUCUGGAGAUUGAUCCCUUCUGGAAGAGCAGGAAUAAGAAAGGAACACUUGUGUACUCUUGGUUUUUGUUGGUCUAAUUGGUUGGACCUUCUUGCCCAGGGUGCCCAAACAGUAGGCACAGUUGCCGCAACAGACCUUGGGAAUCUGGCAUUACAGGAAGAGCCUGGAGACGCUGCUGCAUUCAGCGUCCAUGCACGGGUAAGGCUUUGUCAGGAAGAAUGGCUGCCCAAGGACCCCACAGUGUACUGUCUACCUGAGCACGCGUAGGGGCCUGCCAAGACCUCCUGAGCGCCUGGCUUGCUCCCCACGUAAAGGUUACUGGAGAGUGAAGUCUGGAUCAGCUCAUUCAGACACAAACCACAGGUGAGAUAGGCCUUGGCCACCUUCCAAAAGGACAGGACUUCUGUGCUGCAGGCCUACCACACACCUCUGUUGCCUUUACUCCAGUUGGCCCCCUCCUGUUCCAGCCACAGAAGUACUCCCCCCUUGUUGACACUUGCCAAACAAUCCCUACUCUCCUAGAAAUCUGAUCACUGAUGACUCACUCCCGUAAGACCUACUAUCCUUUUUUCUUUCCAACUAUUACAAUUUCUCCCCCCCAUGUUGUUAAUCCUACCAACUCAUCACAUUGUUCCGUCUAGUACUACUUUUUUUUUUAAAGCCCUUCAUGACAUCUGUUUUUUUCAAAAAAUAUUUAUUUAUUUGGUUGCACAGGGUCUUAGUUGCAGCAGGCGGGCUCCUUAGUUGUGGCAUGAGAACUCUUAGUUAUGGCAUGCAUGUGGGGAUCUAGCUCCCUGACCAGGGAUUGAACCCACGCCCCCUGCAUUGGGAGCACAGUCUUAUCCACUGCACCACCAGGGAAGUCCCCUCAUUCUAGUACUUCUGUGGACUACAGGGCCCAGAAACCACAGAUCUCCCCAAGCAGUGUGUUCUGACAGAAAGAGCUAGAAAGACACAGGGGUGAGUCUCAGCUCUCCAUUUUCUGUUUGGACAAGUUACUUAAUCUUCCCAGUGUUUCCAAGUCUGUAAGAUGUUUAGUAAGACUGACCUCAAGGGUUGUAGUACCAAUAAUAUGAGAUAAUGUGGGCAAAGCACACAGCCCAGAGCCUGAUAAUAGGAGUUCAGCAAAUUGUGAUCUGACCCCCUCCCCCUUCCCCAGGGUGUGCUGGAAUUUACCCACUGUGCUUUUUAUUUUAAAUCCUUUUUGGAACAGGCUCCACAACAAACUAGCAAAACAAUAAAAUACAGACCUCCUUUUCUCUCUCCUUUCCCCCUUUCUUCUUUCUUCCUCUGCCUUUUCUAUGUGGUCCUUUUCUUCCCUUUCUGUUCUUUAUUUCUCGUGUGUAUGUGUCUGUUAUUUGUUUUCUGCUUCUCCUACCAUACCUUAGCCAGGGUCAGGGAGCAGUUAACCAAGUAUUUUCACUGUGAGAAUCAAAUCAGAAGAUAAAAGGAGUCAAAAGAGAAAAGUAUUCUAGAAUGGAGCCAAGUUUCUCACUUCACGCCCCCAGCAUUAGAAAACACAUUAGCGGUAUAGAUCUAAACCAUUGUGGGCUAGGUGAAAUUUAGGGGGAAGACUCCCUAACCUGUCUUUAGUAUGGCCAGACCACCCUUUUCUCCCUUCACAUCUUACUGAUUUGUUUGCAGUGAUGGACUUCAAGGUCAAAAGACAGAACUGUGUCAGGCAGGCCCUUUUGGGUUCCCAGAAGCAGAGGGGGAUGAGGCAGUGGGAGGAGAGGCCAUAAGGAUGGUAGAAAGAGAAAUGAACUGUGAGAGGAUGGCAGAAUUGGAGCUCCUUGGGCUAGAGACCUUGACCAAAUCAUUCUCCUUUCUGCUUCCUUAUUUCUCUCUUUAUGAAAUGAAUAAUUAUCACCUGUCUUGUAAGGUGGUUAGGAGGAUCAAAUAUGAAAGUGCUUAUGAAAUGUGAAAUAGAUAAACUGCUGCUUAGAUGAAACAUCAUAAUUUACAUUUAUUCAACUACAGAGCACCUAUUUCACGACAUCCAUUGCUAGGCACUGGAAAAACAAAGAUAAGAAAGGGUCUUUCUAAGAAACUCAAAAGCUAGAGGGUAUUUUUAGGAUAAUGGGUACAAUGGGGUCUUUAGACAGUGGACCUAAAGACUUAAGAACUAGAAUUGGCCUAAAGAUAGGUAUGAUCAAGCUACUGAAAGUGCAGAGGGAUAAUAACAGUCUCAAGAUACCUUCACCCAGUAGGUGUGUCCCAAACUUUCUACGGUGUGUGUCACCAAGGUGAGGGCUGAAGCAGUUCAAAUGCUCCAUGAGCAGGAGGAAGCCAUGGGAUGACGUGGAGGGUCCCCGCAGAGAAUGGAGCCUCUUCAGCGUCGGAAACCACAGGAAACCAGGUCAAUGCGUGGGGCCCACUCCCUCAGCUCCAGGGCUCAGCUAUGAGACCUGGGGCUUCCUGAGCAGACUGUACUGAUGAGUGGAUCCUUGAAGCUGGAGGCCCUUUGGCAGAAGUGCUGGAACUGGCCAACAGGUAGAGAGAGAAAGCUGGACCCUAGUCCUGGAAGUCAGCCAGGUGGGAGCCAGGAUGCACAGGGGGACAUGUGAGGUUUACGUGCUUUUUUGUUCUGCCCACCUCUGAGUGGUGCAUCAGUCACCUCGGUCUCCAGCACCCACUGCAGAGAAGUGCUUCAUGGCUCUGUCAGUCUUUUAAGUGAGAGGAUGAAGUACGUGUCCAGGGGAGAUUCAAGGCCAGGAGCACGCUAAGGGGCGGGUCUGAUCUGCAGGGUGUUGCAGGAGUAGGAGGAGUUACGAAGUGGGUGCAGCCGCCAUCCAUCCCCCUGACCCUGUGCCGGCCUCUUGCCUGUUAUUUCUCUGCCAGAGCAGGAGCCCCCUUGCCCUCCAGGUAGGGGAGUAGGGUUUUCUGGGGGGCAAGUGUCCUUCAGUCCCUCCACUUGGAGGAAAAGGAAUGUGGCCUGGCCGGCUGGUUGAGCUUGAGGAGGAGCUUUGGGGCAGGGCGGGGCAGCGGCAGGCUGAGGCGAGGGCUCCUGCUGGCACUGCACUCCCUGCUGCUGCACGGCAAGGCCCUGCCACGCACCUUCAGGAGGCGCAGCCAUGUUCUGGAUACCCUGAUCCCUCGGAAGCCCAUGGGGAGCCCCGGACUGACAGCCCUGCUCCUGCCUCUCGUCCAGCUGCUCCUUGGCCUGUCUGCCUCUGCUAGUAUUGGCUGCCCCUACCUUCCCAGCUGGAGCACCCUCUGUCUGCUGGCCUCCCACAUGGAUGACAGUUUCACUGGAAGAUCUGCCCAGAUUCCUCGCCAUACCCUAUCGGCCUUUCCCCCCUCCCCAAAGCCUUGGCGUGCUUGGCUCUGCCACUGUCCCUGCUGUUGGUGCCUGCAUCUGGUGUCAGAUCCUUCGGGUCUUCAGUGGGACUGGCUGCACCUCCUGGUGCAGAAAUCCAAAAAGUCUUACAAGUUCCGGUUCUGUAGGAGGCACACGAUGCCAGCAUCUGCUCAGACACCUCCCACAAGGGGCUGCGUUCCAAAAGAACCCAACCUGCAGAUCCAGAGAAAGGGGAAGUUCUCUCCAAACGUGGCUCACAAAGGCUUGGAGGUAGGCACAUCGUGUGACUGGAGAUGGUGGAGCCAAGUAGUGGUACCUGUGCUAAGGCGAAAAGACAAGGCCACCAAGUCCCCCUUCUCCCCAGGGCCUGAGUUCUCCUUUGACUUGCUGCCUGAGGCACGGGUUAUUCAAGUGACCAUUCCUCCAGGCCCUGAGGUCAGUGUGCGUCUUUGCCACCAGUGGGCACUGGAGUGUGAGGAGCUGAGCCGUCCCUUUGAUGCCCAGAAAAUUGUGUCUGGGGGCUGCACUGUAGACCUGCCUUAUGAAUUCCUUCUGCCCUGUCUGUGCAUCGAGGUGUCCUACCUGCAAGAAGACACGGUGAGGCACAAAAAGUGUCCCUUCCAGAGCUGGCCUGAAGCCUAUGGCUCGGACUUCUGGGAGUCGGUGAACUUUACUGACCACAGCCAGCACAGUCAGAUGGUCAUGGCCCUGACACUCCGCUGCCCACUGAAGCUGGACGCCUCCCUCUGCCAGAGGCGGGGCUGGCACACCCUCUGCGAAGACGUCCCCAACGCCAUGGCUCGAGAGUCAGAGGGGUGGUAUGUCUUGGAGAAGGUGGACUUGCACCCUCAGCUCUGCUUCAAGUUCUCUUUUGGAAACAGCAGCCACGUUGAAUGCCCCCACCAGACAUUCGGUGAGCCAAUAAGUGACCCUGGCUGGGACCCCUUCCCACCAUUUCACCCUCAUGCAACUGCGGCAAAGCCAAAUUCUAUCCCUGCCCUGACUUCUCUGUUAACUGCAGCCCGGCUUCUAUUACCUCCCACAAACCAUCAUCUAUUACAUGAUGCCCUUUCCUACCCCCUGGCAGCCCCAUCCUGGAACGUGAGCAUGGAUACCCAGGCCCAGCAGCUGGUCCUUCACUUCUCCUCAAGGAUGCCCGCCACCUUCAGUGCUGCCUGGAGCCACUCAGGCUUGGGGCAGGACAGCAUGGUGCCCCCUGUGUACAACGUCAGCCAGACUCAGGGCUCAAGCUCAGUGACACUAGACCUCAUCGUUCCCUUCCUGAGGCCAGGGGGCUGUGUCCUGGUGUGGAGGUCAGAUGUCCAGUUUGCCUGGAAGCACCUCCUGUGUCCGGAUGUCUCUCAUAGGCUCCUGGGGCUCUUGAUCCUGGUACUGCUGGCCUUCACCACCCUACUGGGUGUUGUUCUGGUGCUCACCUGCCAGCGCCCACUGUCAGGCCCAGGUCGAGCGCGGCCGGUGCUGCUCCUGCACGUGGCGGACUCCGAGGCGCAGCGGCGCCUGGUGGGAGCGCUGGCUGAACUGCUGCGGGCCGCGCUGGGCGGCGGGCGCGACGUGAUCGUGGACCUGUGGGAGGGCACGCGGGUGGCGCGCGUGGGCCCGCUGCCGUGGCUCUGGGCGGCACGGGCGCGCGUGGCGCGGGAGCGGGGCACCGUGCUGCUGCUGUGGAGCUGCGCCAGCCCGAGCCCCGCCGGCGGCCCGGAUGCCCGCGCCGCACCCCUGCACACCCUGCUCCGCGCCGCCCCGCGCCCGCUGCCGCUGCUCGCUUACUUCAGUCGCCUCUGCGCCAAAGGCGACAUUCCUCCGCCCCUGCGCGCCCUGCCCCGCUACCGCCUGCUUCAAGACCUGCCGCGCCUGCUGCGGGCGCUGGACGCGCGGACUUCUACUCAAGCCACCAGCUGGGGCCGCCUCGCGGCCCGGCCGUGCCUGCGGAGUCGCGUGGAGCUGUGCCGCCAGCUGGAACGCGAGGCCGCCAAACUUGCCGAUCAAGGCUGAGCAGAGCUCACCGCAGUCCAGAUGUCUGUGGCCGCAGGCCUAGGGGCACUGGCUGGAAGCCCCGAAUGAGGCUUCUACCCUGGAAUCGUUGGAUGCCUCCUAGGGGCCACUGGCCACAAAGCCUUACGCUACCUCCCAGCCCGGGAGCGGGGCAUCACACUCACUGUCCCAGCCCGUUCCCCACGUUCCCCCAGGGUCCAGUCUCUUCCUCAUGCUUAUGCUUGAGGGUUCUCUCCCUCAGAGCCCCCAGGGAGAGUCACUCUUUCCUGAGAACUCCUCUGACCUCAGUGCUGUUGUGAGUGGGGGAUCGUCCCACUUCCUCUCUCCGAAAUUCCAGAGAAGAGUCGUCUGCACGUGCUCCAGUCCAGGCCAGAGAGGUUGGGACAGGGGUUGGGGAGGCAGGAGACAUGGCAGCUCUGAGUGGGAGGUGGCUGCAGAGGGGGUGGGGGGACAGAAACCCCUUUGGGAGCCAGGGAUCCCCCUUUUCCAGACCGGGGCCCUGCCCAGAGUGGGAG
This is a messenger RNA of Orcinus orca (killer whale), 8160 nucleotides long. It is a transcript of the gene IL17RE, whose product is annotated as interleukin 17 receptor E. The transcript has 14 exons. Lineage: Eukaryota; Metazoa; Chordata; Mammalia; Artiodactyla; Delphinidae. Bases 5438 to 7645 code for a protein of 735 amino acids. The record is from RefSeq and is a predicted model, not a curated record. Gene Ontology annotation, molecular function: interleukin-17 receptor activity.